GGAAGCGGCCCGCGCGUCCCCCGGCGCCUCGAGCGGCCGCUCCACACUGCCCAACCUGGGCCUGCCGGAGGCAUGAGCGUGCCCGAGACGCCGGGGGAGAUGGAGCCGGCCGGGGAGGAGGAGCGGCAGCCACCGGCGGCCGAGGAAGAGGACGACGAGGAGGAGGUGGCAGCGGCAGCCCCGGCCUCAGGGCCGGCCCGAGGGAGGAGUGCCUCCUCGCAGGAGGACGCGGACGACCGGGAGGAGGCGGAGGAGGCGAUGGUGGUCGGAGGCGGCGGCUGCAGGGAGCAGGAGCUGACCUACGAGCUGCAGCAGGGCUACCGCAUCCUGGGCGAGUUCCUGCAGGAGAAGCACCGGGGCCUCACCGCCCCUUUCCUGCAGCCCUUGGGGGGCGUUGCCAUCGGGGAGGAGGAGGAGGAGGAGGAGGCCGAGGGGCCGCGCAGCGGGAGCCGGGGCAGUCGCGCCCUCCCGCAGCAGCCCGGGCACUGCAUGUGUCUGCUGAAGAUGGAGGAGAAGUUCGCCAGCGGCCAGUACGGGGGCAUCACCGAGUUCGUGGCGGACUUCAGGCUGAUGCUGGAGACGUGCUACCGCCUGCAUGGAGUGGACCAUUGGAUCUCCAAACAGGGCCAGAAGCUGGAGAUGAUGCUGGAGCAGAAGUUGGCGCUUCUCUCUCGGCACUUGAGAGAAAAGACAACGAUAGCAGUUACAUCUAGAGGCUCUUAUGGAUUGGAGGAUGAGAAGGGAACUGCAUGUACUUCAACAAGGCGUCGGUCAACACCGCGAAGUUUGACAGGCUUGACAAGUGGAGUUUUUGAAUCUAUAAUGGUUCAAGUUUUGAGACAGGAAGAGCAGCUGAGAGCAAAAGAAGAAAAAAGGCUUCGAGAACAGGAAAGAAAAGAAGCAGAAGAAGCUAGUCAAAAGGAAAUAGAAGAAUGGGAAAGAAAACUUCUAGCUCAAGCAGCUCCAACUUGUAUGGAGACCCUGUGGGAAAUUCCAGCUAUCGGGCAUUUCCUUUGUUUAGCCCAGCAAAUUCUAAAUUUGCCAGAAAUAGUCUUCUAUGAAUUGGAACGUUGUCUUCUGAUGCCUCAGUGUAACGCGUUUCUAUCUAAAAUAAUGACUUCUCUCUUAAGUCCUCCCCAUCGAAGACCUACCUUACAUCGAAGACCUACUUUGCCUUAUAGGACCUGGGAAGCAGCACUGAGACAGAAAGUACAGCAGUGGUACACUGCUGUAGGGCAGACUGAAAAUCCCGAUAACUGUGCUGAAAAACUUGGAUUGUGUCCUCAGUUUUUUAAAGUUCUUGGAGAAGUUAAUCCAUUGGAAGAAAAACCUUUUCAUGAACUACCUUUCUACCAAAAAGUGUGGUUACUUAAGGGUCUUUGUGACUUUGUGUAUGAAACACAAAAAGAAGUUCAAGAUGCUGUACUUGGACAGCCUAUUCAUGAAUGCAGGGAAGUUAUCCUUGGUUACGAUUAUCUGGAGAAUGCUUACGUACAUUUUCCACAGUUUUGUGGUGCAGAUGUACGGAUUUAUAAACAGAGACCCUUCCAGGCCCCAGAAUUUCCAGUUCCACCCAUUAAGAUACAAAGAGUACCUCGGAUUAAACUGGAGAAAUUGAAGUGUGACUAUGUUAAUACAAGUAAUGGAGAACAUAGGUGUAGUAGAGAAUGCCUGCCCUCUGCUUUCAAGAAAGAGCAGGAAAUUAAUUUUGAUCCAACUUGCUGCCUUGCUAAAAUGAACUUGGAUAAUCAUGACAUCUCUGUUGAAAUGGAAGUGAAAUCCAACUGUGAAAUUAAAAUUCACAGGCCCUGUGAAAUUAAAAAAACUGAUUGUUGUAAAGAAAAUUUAGAGAAACCAGGGAGUCCAGGGGAAGUUACUGGCUUGGGAGAGCCUCUCAGUCCAGGUGAAAUAAGGUUUAUAGAAAAUCAGGAAAAAUAUAGUGAAGCUUCCAGAGUAAAGCCUGAACCCAGUCCAUUAAAAGAAAAUGCUCUAAAAUCUUGCCAAAUACAUGUAAAUGGAAGUCACAGUGAUCAUCCAGAAAUUAGCUGCCACAAAGUUGUAAGGGAUAUUCUAUUAGAGCAGUCACUGCAGAGCCACAAGAAACUGAAACUUACUAAAAUGAGGGCAAAAAAGAAGAAGAAGAAAAAAAAGAAACUGAAAGAUGUUCUAAAUGAAAACUUACAGAGAAAGCGCGAAGGUCUUCAUUCUCUUGCCUUCAAGUCUUACAAACCUGAGAUCCAGAAUAAGUUAUUGAUCAUCAAAAAGAAAGCAAAACACAAGAAGCGCAAAUCUGGAAAAAAAUCCAUAUCUAAAAAAGCAAUCACAAAGAAGAGGAAAACUGUCACAAAGUCACCUACUGUACCAGAAUUUCAGCUUAUUUGCACUAAUCUUGAUGAACUCAGGGAAUUAAUCACAAAAAUCGAGAAUGAACUCAAAGAUCUGGAAAACAGUAGAAAAAAAUCGGUGUCCAAUGUCCCCAGCAUCAGUAGAUUGCCAACUCCUUCUCCUUGCAACACCCCAGCCAGCAUUAUGCUGGUGCUGUCAUACCCAUCCCAGAUUACUACAGCAGAAUGGAGUUGUUCUUUAGUUGUAAGUUGGGGCAUCUCAUGGAAAGGGAGCUGGCAAUCGACAGCUGCUGUGGACAUUGGACGAGAAAGUAUUGAGGGCAAAUGGUAUCAUCGGAGGCAAGCUGUAAAAGAAUUGCAUAGUACAUUGAUACGUCUUUUAAAUGAAUUGCUGCCAUGGGAACCAAAGUUAAUGAAAGCUUUUCAAAGGAACAGGAGCCGCCUAAAGAAAGACUAUGAUGAUUUCAGAAGACAGCCUGAUCAUGAUAAAUUUACUAGAGAACUAUGGACUAUGGAAGAAGGUGAAGGAGAUCCUGGAAAAGAGUCUCCUAGAGUAGAAUUUAGUAAGUCUAUAGACUCAACGGAAUCUCUAGAUAUCCUGGAGAAAGAUCACUUUGAUUCAGAUGAUAUGAAAUUGUCAGAAAUAGAUCUUCCUAUGGCCAGAAGCAAGUUCUUGAAAAAGGAAUUGCCUUCUAAAGAUGGACUGAAGACACUGCCUAAAACACUUAAACGACAGUCCAAACAAACUAGUUAUCUGGAUGAUAGCACAAAAGAGCUUUCCCCAAGGAAGAAAGCAAAGUUAAGCACAAAUGAGACAACAGUUCAGAAUGUAGGUGAUAUGCAGAUUGACUGUUUAAAUGAAUCAAAGCAUACAGAGCCACUGUGUUCAGAGUCAUUUGCCUCAGUGGAUUCAACACCAGUGUCUACUCUCCAGAAAGGGACCAAACCCAUUCAGGCCUUGCUUGCCAAGAAUAUUGGGAACAAAGUGACCUUAACAAAUCAACUGCCCCCUUCCACAGGUAGAAGUGCUCCUGCUGUGGAAAAGCCAGCUAUAUCUCCUCCAGAAGCAAGCCCUAUAAAGCCAGCAUUGACCAGCCACACCAGUACAAAAGGUCCUUUACAGAUGGUAUACAAAAUGCCUUGUGGCCAGUGGUUGCCCAUAGAUCUUCAUAACAGCUCUGUAAAGAUUCAGAUGCAACCUGUGCUGGAUUCUAACACAGGAGAAAAAAUCAUGCAGCAGGUUCUCAUUCUGCCUAAGAAUUUUGUGAUUCAGCACAAGGAAGGGAAAGCAGUUGCAAAAGAAAUACUGCCACUUCAACAAAAAGGUACAGAACAACAUUGUUCUUCUUUCCCGCAGACAGCAAGUGUAAACUCUUCUUUAGCCUCAGUUCUUGUCAACUCAACGGGAAGCGUUUCUACCCAUGUACCUAAUACAGUUUUCAGCAAGACGAUUACACCUUUGUCUAAUGUGAAUAGUGCUAGACCACAGCCUUUGUCUCCUGUAACUUCCAUAAGUAAUUUAUUAACACCACCAGUUAAGACUAGCCAGAGUGAAGCAGGAAAAGUCAAGAAUGCAGUUUCAGCAGCCACAUUCCCCCAGCCCAUUGCUUCACCCACCAUUUCCUCAACAGUUCAGCCUCUGUUAUCAGCAGCGACACUAAGUGGAUCUACAAAUUCUGGUAGUUCCCUCAACUGUUUUGCACGACAAACUGCUGAUUGUUCUGAAGCAAAGCAAGAACUGAAAACUGUAUGUAUAAGAGAUUCACAGUCAAUUCUUGUUAGGACACGAGGUGGAAACACUGGAGUUGUAAAAGUACAGACCAAUCCAGACCAAAAUUCACCCAACAGUUUAUCUUCAGGUUCAGUUUUCACUUUUGCUCCUCAGCUUCAGGCAUUUCUGGUGCCAAAAUCAACAACUUCUUCAUCUUCUGCUUUUUCACCAGUAGCUGGAACGACUACUACUUCUAGUCUCCCACCUUUUGGCCAAACACCAACUUCUGUUUCCAUUCCAGCUGGCUUUAAUCCGUCUGUCGGGAAAAAUCUCAAACUUACGUUAGGCCAACCUUCCUGCAGUGGUAAUUUGGGCCACAUGAUAGAUAAAACUUCACACACACCCCUUUCUCCCUUAAAGUCCUCUGUUUCUUCUAGCACUUUACUAUCAUCAACAGUAAAUAGUUCAGUAAGUGUAAUUAGCAUAUCAGCAGGAAAUUUUGGACAAACCAGUGCAAAUAUGCAUACUCCCACUAAACAGCAACAAGUAGAUUAUAUCACAAAAAGUUACCCUGUUACAAGAUCAGAAGCAACAGUGGCAACAAAUGGAGAUGUGAUCAGUGGGACUCCAGUUCAGAAACUUAUGCUAGUGUCGGCUCCAUCUAUUCUUUCUUCUGGCAGUGGAACCGCCAUUAAUGUGACACCCACACCAACAACUACAGGUGUUUCUGCCCAGAAAUUAGUUUUUAUUAAUGCUCCAAUUCCCAGUGGCACUUCAACCCCAACUAUUGUGGCAGAACCAUUAAAACAAACUCUUCCUCCUCCCUUGAAUAAAACAUAUGUUAAGACUCCAGAGCAACCUCAGAUAGUACUAAUUCCAUCUACAGUGGGAGCACCAAUAAAAAUAAAUUCGUCACCAACUGUGUCUCAGAUAAAAGAUGUGAAAAUUGGACUAAACAUAGGUCAAGCAAUUGUAAAUACUUCAGGCAGUGUGUCAGCUAUACCAUCAAUUAACAUACUGCAAAAUGUAACCCCAAAAGGAGAAGAAAAAAGUACCAAGGGCUAUGUUUUGCCAUUGUCAACAAGUGGUAAUUCAGUUCCAGUAAGCUCAAAUUUUGUGAGUCAAAAUAUUACUCCUGUUAAUGAAUCAGUGGUUUCUGCAGCAAGAGCAGUAAACAUGUUUUCAGUAACAGGGGCAAAUGUAUCUUUGGGUUCUCUUUCAGUGACCUCAACCUCUGCUUCAGUUGGGACAAGACCUCCUGUUUUAGUCAGUGGAAAUGAUACCUCUUCAAGAAUUAUGCCUAUUUUGUCAAAUAGACUUUGCACAGCAAAUCUCGGAAACACUGUGGCUAUAUCAACUGUGAAAACAGGACAUCUUGCAUCAUCUGUUCUGAUUUCAACUACACAACCAACAGUGUCUCCGAAAUGUUUAACAUCAGCUUUGCAAAUCCCUGUUACUGUUGCCUUGCCUACACCUGUGACUGUAUCCCCUCAAAUAAUCAACACAGUUCCACAAGUGGCAACAGUACCAGGAGCCACACGUUCUGUAUCUCUUUGUAAAAGACAGUCUCGGACUUCUGUCCAGUUUCAGUCACCAGGGAUUUCAAAUACAGUGCCAACAAAUAUAAACACAAAUAAACCUCAGACUGAAUUGCCAUCCCUUUCACCAAGUCCAGGUAAAAUAAUUAAUAUUUCCAAUUUUGCUUCUCUGCCAAACCAGCAAAUGUCCCCUGCUUUAGUAAAAUCAACCCCCAGUUGUAGUUCUGCUCCAGGUGGCUCUGCCAUUCACACUGCUACAGCACCAUCAAAUGUGACUAUGGGUCGGUUUAGUGAACCUUGUAUUCAGCAAAAAAUAGUCAUCAACACCAGUACACCUUUGGCACCUGGUACUCAGAUCAUGAUUAAUGGAACUCGGUUUAUUGUUCCACCGCAAGGUCUUGGAGCUGGCAGCCAUGUUCUCCUUAUAGCUGCUAAUCCAAAAUAUGGACUUCCGUUAGUUCCUAACAGUGGCCAAGGCAUUCAGCCUGCACCAGUAGAUAACCCUGCCCAGAAGAACACACUAACAUCCGAUAAUUCCUUAAGUGGGCAACCUGUAAAACAUUCUCUAAGAAACUCGACAAAAAUUGUAAACUCUCUUGGGAAUGCAAGUUCUCUACCCACAGUGCAUACAACACCACAAAUCGUAAACACAACUGCUAAAGUUUCUGUUCCACCUCCAACACCAACGGUGUCAUUGACUUCAGUAAUUAAGUCUCCUCCAGCUGCUCUUUUGGCUAAGACAUCUUUGGUUUCUGCCAUUUGCUCUAGUAAUCCUCCAGUGCCGAGUAGCACUUCAGUAUUUCAUUUAGACACAUCAGUCAAAAAAUUACUGGUUAGCCCAGAAGGAGCCAUUUUGAAUACCAUAAAUACUCCAGCAUCUAAGGUUUCUUCACUCUCUUCAUCUCUCUCUCAAAUUGUUGUAUCUGCCAGUCGAAAUCCUGCCUCUGUCUUCCCUGCCUUUCAGUCAUCUGGCUUAGAGAAGCCUGACACAGCUGCAUCUUGAAUUUAGACUAAACGAGCCAGUUUUUAAAUAAUGGGGCAUUGUUUCGACUCCCAUAAAAAUUUUAACUGUUUAUUAUACUGUUGAAAACAUACUAUACAUAGUUUUGUGUGUGUGUGUUUUAAUGUAUAUUUUCAUUAGCUUGCAGCAAGGCUUUGUUUUCUUGGGGAGGGAAAAAUCUGUUCCGUUUCACUCAUUGGUAUAAAUAUGUUUUCAAA
This is a messenger RNA of Diceros bicornis minor, 6812 nucleotides long. RefSeq names its product KIAA2026 ortholog (gene BRD10). Gene Ontology annotation, molecular function: protein binding. NCBI's taxonomy places the organism in Eukaryota, Metazoa, Chordata, Mammalia, Perissodactyla, Rhinocerotidae. The record is from RefSeq and is a predicted model, not a curated record. Bases 73 to 6597 code for a protein of 2174 amino acids. The transcript is spliced from 10 exons.